Messenger RNA from Xiphias gladius (swordfish), 4247 nucleotides. RefSeq names its product bromodomain containing 8a (gene brd8a). The record is from RefSeq and is a predicted model, not a curated record. The coding region runs from base 345 to 2807 and encodes 820 amino acids. Gene Ontology annotation, molecular function: protein binding. The transcript has 19 exons. Gene Ontology annotation, cellular component: NuA4 histone acetyltransferase complex. Lineage: Eukaryota; Metazoa; Chordata; Actinopteri; Istiophoriformes; Xiphiidae.
CUAGUGACUGCAUUAAGCUAAAUUUUCUCGUCUGGCUGUUACCUGGUAGCAUAGACUCUGUUGAGGUUAACGCCAAAUCAAACCAUUUUUGCGACUCUUAAACAAAGAAAGCCCUAUAUAGCAUUCGAGGUAGCUAGUUAAUCCUUAAGUUAUCAAAGACACAUAAGACUGUGACUUUAACGGACAACGGUGAUUCGGCGUGCUAGCUAAAAAGAAAAAUCCCGAAAGCCUCAACAUCCUUAACGUAACAUUCACUGAUGUUAACGUCCAUCUUCUUAUGUCUAGCCAUCGUUUAAGGAACUCGCCAGCGUGAUUAAUUGCUGGGUUUUUAACUACCAAGAUGUAUGAGAUGUCGGGAUGACAGUAAGAUGGCAAACGGGGUUGGAAAACACAAGCUGCUUAUCAUUGGACCAACAGAGCCAUGGUCAGUGAGGGAGAAGCUGUGUUUGGCCACAUCUGUCAUGAAGAGUGGAGACCAGAACUGGGUAUCUGUCAGUCGAGCCAUCAAACCAUUUGCAGAACCUGGGCGACCACCUGACUGGUUCUCUCAAAAGCACUGUGCCUCCAAGUACUCUGAACUCCUGGAAACAACAGAAGCCCCAAAGAGGAAGCGUGGUGAGAAAGGUGAAUUGGUGGAGACAGUGGAGGAUGUGAUAGUACGCAGGUUGACAGCCGAGAGGAUCGAUGAACUAAAAAAGUUGAUCAAAGAAACACAGGAGAAGCACAGGAAGCUGAAGAGAGAGGCUGAACUGAUUCACGCAGGACAUCUAGAUUCCAAACUAGAAGAGUUAUGGGAAGAGAUUCUGCAGAAGAAGAAACUGCAGGAUGAUGAAGCAGAGUUAAAAAGAAAAAACACAGAUGCUGCUUAUCAGGCCAGACAGGUGGCAAAGAGCACACCUAAGCGAGUGCCCGGUGUCACCAUGCAUUCGCCGUCAGGCUGUAGCUCCCCAAGCCAGGAGUUCUCACCAGGUGACCCACUCGAGAGCUUGACACUGGAUCUUGCAUCCACAAAGAAUGCUUCAGGAUCAGCCAGGUUAAUGACAUUUGCUGAAUCUACUGAACUUGGAAAUGACGACAUCAGCAACGGGUCCCUUCUGGAUGACCCCGCCCAAAAGAAACUCCUGUGCCAGAAAGCCACACCACCACCAUCUCCACUCCUGUCCGAGUUACUGAAGAAAGGCAGUAUCUUGGCAUCAAAUUCCAGACUGAUAGGUGAGGGUGAUGUGUCCACGGGUAAUAUGACCGCAGCACAUGACUUGCAGCUGGCGUCGCCUAGUCAGCCUCUCUCUCAGGCAACAGGUGCCCCGAUGUUGUCUCGUCUCCUGGAAGCAGGUCCCACCCAGUUUUCUGCCCCAUUAGGUUUCAUGGUCAGUGCAGACUCAGCCUCCAGUGCUCCGCUCUCUACUGCCAUUCCCCUUCAUGUUGACUCUACUGCCUCAGCCAUUACAGAGGAUAAGGUGUCAGGGCUCAGUGUGGAGGAUGUGACUGUGUCCUACAUUGGAGAUGAGCUGGACCUGAAGACGGUGGGGGACAUUAUCGCCAUCAUCGAAGACAAGGCAGAUGAUGCAGCAGAGGCUUUCGAUGCAGCUGCAGUGGAGGCUGCUCUGUCCCUGUGUGAGGAGAAUGGCCAUGCUCUGUCUGGUGCCUGGGAGGCUGGGCCUUUCCAGCCCCACGACUCUCACCCCACACUCCCCACAGGGGUCCCACAGUCCUCAUCGCUACGCUGUAGCAUGGAGAGGAAGACAGAAGUGUUAGAAGUUCAAGAUGAGACUUCAAACACACUCUCCUCUCUGUGCAACAGUCAAGAUAACUGUCUUGCAGCAUUCCCCAUGGGACUAAGGAGCGUUCCCCGUACCUCCUCAUCCCCAUAUAACUCAAAGAGUUUGGAGCACUGCCACACUGGAGCACCUUCACGGCCUGAGGCGGUGAGAGAGACUGGAGAGGUGGUGCACUCGAAAAGACAAAUUUCAUUGGAUGUCACCAUAAAAUGCGAGAGUGAGCAGUGGGCACAGCAAAGAUCUAAUAAAUCCCAUGGAGACUCGUUAUUAGAAGAUAUCCCACUGAGAGAAAGGCAUCACAAGGAGAUGAAGGCAGAGAAUGGAAUAAGUGUUGUGCGAAGAGAGAAUGCUUCAGGGACCAAAGUGGACAAUGAAGUCAACAGGCCAGAAGUGUGUGGAGAAGAGGAGGGUGAUGGGGUGGAGGGAUUCUUUUCAGAGCCAGAUGGUGAGAUGGAGCUAGAACCUGCGGCCAGUGAGAGUGAGGAUGGAUACAGCCUCCACACGGCUUCCUCGUCUCUGCAGCUCCAUACAACCGCAGACUCCAUCCCCAGCAGCCCUGCCUCAUCGCAGUUUUCUGUGUGCAGUGAGGACCUGGAGGCACUACAGGCUCACAAGAUCUGGAAGAAAGCCAUUAUGCUGGUGUGGCGUGCAGCGGCCAAUCACAGGUAUGCAAAUGUCUUCCUACAGCCAGUAACAGAUGAAAUUGCACCUGGAUAUCACAGUAUAGUGCACAGGCCCAUGGACUUGGCCACCAUAAAAAAGAACAUUGAGACUGGUUUGAUACGGACCACCGCUGAGUUCCAGAGGGACAUCAUGCUGAUGUUUCAGAACGCAGUCAUGUACAACAGCCUGGAUCACGACGUGUACCACAUGGCUCUCGAGAUGCAGCGUGAUGUCCUGGAGCAGAUUCAGCAGUUUCUAGCUACCCAGCUCAUCAUGGAAACUUCAGAGUCUGGUAUCAGCGCCAAGAGUCUGAGGGGCCGUGAGAGCACACGCAAACAGGACUCCACUGACAAGGUGCUUCACUAGAAUUUUGACAAAAGCAGAGUACAGAAGAAGAGACAAGGGAUGGAGGCACCAGAGGGCGCCGUUGUGCCAUAGAAGCUGACCUCAAGAUGAAGAAAUGAACGUACAGUGUGAAAAUUUUGUCUGACACUGUCCCUGAGCUGUAGUGAAAGGUGUGAUACCACAAGACUGAACAUAUUCUCUGUCAGUUGCACAGAUUCUCACUCUGCAUAAUGUGCAGUCUAACCUUUAUUUGCACUCUAGAUUAAAUGGGUAGAUUGUAAUGUGGAGAAGAUCAUUUCCUCUGAGACAGCCAUACAGACGUGGAUUACAUAUGGUAUAAUCCCAGAUUACAAUGGCACAUUCACAAAGACUAGGUCAAACCUUCCAUAGAAGUAGCUGCAGAUCACUUAGCCUGCUCUGAAUUUCAUCAGGUUAUAUAACUGAAGAUAACAGUUACUCCUAGCCUACAAAUGGGCUGAAAUGAACCUUACAGAGGGCCUGGUUGAACUCCAGAUUAGUGUGCUUGAUUUUGAUCAUAUGUAAAACCAGAGGCCAAAGAGAUUGAUUAAUCUAAUUUCUGAUAGUCUGAGCCCAAAAACUGAAUGAUCAGGGGGUCACAUACUUAUUUCAAACAGAAACAUUUUCAUUGCUGGUAUGAAAUCAUUUGAGUUUUUGUUUUGUUUUUUUUUAGUUUUUUCAAUUUUAAAAACUUUCAAAUGUUGUGAUGAAUUGAUUUUAUCUAUGGUACACAUCCUGUGAAACAGUACCCCCAUGCAUACUCUUGUCGUUUUCAGUGUUUUUGUAAAAGUGUCAUGUUUAAAAAUUUGUUUUGUGGACUUAAAAAUGUUAAAACAAUAAAACAGUAUAAAGAGCCCCCAACCUAUUUUGUUAAACUUGGAUUUGCAAAAAAAAUUUCCACAGUGCCAACUGAAAGCACACCACAGUAGUAACUGCUGCAACCUAACUUGUGUUUAAGAACUGAUUUUAAGUGAAAAAAAGGCCUCAUCUUCCUUUGGGGAACUUCAGUGGUUGACAUUUUAUAUCCUUUUUUUAAGUAUAAAAGUCUGCUUUGCCUAAUUUGUGGGACUAAUGUUUAAAUCAGUGUCACAAGUACGUCAGUGCAGAAGCUUGCAGGUUUUCUCAGGAUUGGGUUAAAAAAAUCUGUUGAAGCUGCGGUGGCCACAUUGACCAAAGCUGUUAAGAGUUAUGUUAUGUGAGCAUUACAAGAGAAAUAAGUUAUCACUGUUGUGUUUCAUAUAACUUCUCUGACCUGUUGUUCCAUAGUGCUGCCUACACACAGAGGGGACACAGCAUCUUCCACCAAGCCGCCACUCUGGUGUAGGACCAAUAAUAAUGAAGGAUUUUGCAUUUGGGUUCUGUCCAGUCAUGUUGAUGCUGAUCAAUAAAACUCAUUCAUAGCUUUUACUGAAACAGAGCCAACUCAUUUACAGGAUGCCACCU